AUGAAUAGUAUUUCUUAUUCCUCUCAUUCAUCCAUACUUCUCCCCUUCAAUUUAUUCCUCCGUUCGUCUUCCGUAGUCUGGCUUCUCCCUCAUCUUAAUACUGUCUUCUCAAGUCAUGUCCACAUAUUUUCCUCGCAAACCCUCAAACGAUUUGCACUUCACAUACACACACACACACAAAUCUUUUGUGCGAUGACUACUGAGACUGCGCGACAAUUCGACCUACAAACCACUGGAAUCCACGAGGGAAUCAAAAAUCUUGGAAUAAUAUGUAUGAUGCUCCUGCAAUUUCAGUUGUCAUCUGUAGAGCUCUUAAAAUUAUUUAUGACUGAAACCGAUAUUUGA
Caenorhabditis elegans is the source of this 345-nucleotide messenger RNA. It is a transcript of the gene K04A8.20, whose product is annotated as Ovule protein. The transcript has a single exon. The record is from RefSeq and is marked reviewed. Bases 1 to 345 code for a protein of 114 amino acids. NCBI's taxonomy places the organism in Eukaryota, Metazoa, Nematoda, Chromadorea, Rhabditida, Rhabditidae.